This is a messenger RNA of Histoplasma capsulatum G186AR, 708 nucleotides long. RefSeq lists its product as uncharacterized. NCBI's taxonomy places the organism in Eukaryota, Fungi, Ascomycota, Eurotiomycetes, Onygenales, Ajellomycetaceae. The coding region runs from base 104 to 310 and encodes 68 amino acids. The record is from RefSeq and is a predicted model, not a curated record. The transcript is spliced from 3 exons.
AAAAGGUCGUUUGACGAGAAGAAAAUACCUGCUUCGCGUUGCUAACCAACGCAUCCCCUAUUCCCAGAAAUACACUCAGUUCCAUCCACAGUACUUGGCGAAAAUGGGUGGACAAGGACGAGAAGGCGGAAAAGCGAAACCGCUCAAGGCUCCCAAGAAGGAGAAGAAGGAACUCGAUGAGGAUGAAAUUGCGUUCAGAGAGAAGCAGAAAGCUGACGCCAAAGCCAAGAAGGAGCUGGCGGAAAAGGCAAAGGGCAGAGGCCCGAUGAACUCGGGACAACAGGGAAUCAAGAAAUCUGGGAAGAAAUAGAACACGAGGGAGCAACCAGCAUAAAUACACGCUAUUUCCUAUGUACACUUGCAAUCCAUUAGCAACCAACGACCAGUUCGAUUCGACCAAACCGGGAGGGGGUAUAUGAGGGAUGAGCGUUAGCCUUUGCUGUGUAUGCGAAAAACCUACAUUCACGAAUAAACGAAGCAGUCCGAGAUAUGGAGUGAUGGAUAACAACAUGGCGUUCUCUAUGUUCUUGCGAGAUACCCACCCGCGUUCAACACCGGCUUUCGAUGCUGAUGGCAGGGUUUCUUUUGCAAAAUGAGAUAUAUAUUUUUGUUGUUUCUAAAUUUUGAAUGUCUCAUGUCCGGGACGUCCACAUCACGUCUAGAGAAUCAUAUUGAUAAGAAAAGAAAAAAAAUAGAAAAGCACAUCGG